AUGGACGAUGCACCGAGAGGAGAGGGGAUCAUUCCCUCCACUCGAGGCAAGCUCAUCACCGAUCAUGACGCAGAGCGAAGCGCCAAAAAGAGGAAGAAGGAAACCGAUACUGGAAAGAACGCUGCCGAAUCUCGCCUAAUUAUUAAGCGCGAGGUCAGGGACAGGCUCAGGAAAGGAACACCACUACAGAAGCUCCUCACCAAAAUUGGCGUCCACUUCACCGUUCACCACAACUCCAAGAGCGGGACGCCACUGAACGACAGGGAGCUGCUAAGACGCUUUAAGCGCUUCAUUGACAAGACGGACAGCGACAACAUUGAGGUUCUCCUGUCGAACUUGUCCAUCUACGAUGCUCUCGAGAAGUACAAGCGAAGGAAACCCAAGCUGCCCCACUCGGACGAUCCCAUCGACGAUGUCGUACAGCUGUUCAAGUACCUGCAACCCGUCCCCUCCGUCAACGGGGCGUCGAACAGGAUCAUGGUCGUGAGCGGUGCGGGCAUUAGCGUGUCGUGUGGAGUGCCCGACUUCCGUUCGCCCGGAGGUCUGUACGAACGCAUCAAGCGGGAGAUGGGGCUGACCGACCCGCAGGCCAUCUUCGACUUUGAUCUGUUCAGGAGCGAUCCCACUCCGUUCUACUCCCUCUGCAAGGACCUCUUCCCCAAGGAAAGCCUCAACCCUUCGCCCUCGCACUAUUUCAUCAAGCUGCUCGAAGACAAGCACAAGCUGUUGCGUAACUACACGCAGAACAUCGAUACGCUUGAAUGCAAGGCCGGUCUCAAGCGUAUCAUGCACUGCCACGGUUCGUUCGCUACGGCUUCGUGCAUCCAGUGCGCCCACAGGGUCGAUUGCUCCUCCAUCAGGGAUGAGGUGUUGGCAGACAAGAUACCCAAGUGCCCCAAGUGUCGCAUCGACAAAAAUGUGAUGAAGCCAGACAUCGUCUUCUUCAACGAGCCACUCUCCAAGAAGUUCGAUCUCUCGCUGGACAAGGAUCUGGACAAGGUCGAUCUGCUGGUGGUUAUGGGCUCCUCUCUGCGCGUACAGCCGGUGUCUAUCAUCCCUGAGGAAGUGCGCGAUGCCAACUCGGAAGUACCACAGAUCCUGAUCAACAGAGAGCUCGUGGGCGAACCCGACCAGUUCGACUACUUCCUCCAGGGUGAGUGCGACUCCAUCAUUGUAGAGAUCUGCAAAAGACUUGGCUGGACCCUCCCCAUUCCGCUCAUCACGGCGCCGCCCACGCCGCUGCGUUCGGCUUCAUCGAGCACCACCGUCACACACUCCUUGAUCUCCUCUACGACCUCUCCCGGUCCGACGACGAUCGUCCAUCGCAGCUCGUCAUCGUUCACGGCGACCACGUCCUCUUCCUCUGCAACCACCACAUCGUCCACCUCCCUAUCCGUUUCUUCGUCUUCUCUGAUCGUUGUAGAUUCUCCGCCGACUCCGCCCCUCUCGCACGAUGAAGAGGUGAACAACGGGGCCUCUUCAUCUGCCAGCUCUUCGGCGGCCGGGUUGGGGUCAUCGACUUCGCUCACGAUCGACGUCACCUCCAACUCGCCUCCCGGGUCGCCUCUCGCUCUCUGUCUCUCGUCGUCUCCCUCCGCGGGCCUCAUCGCCACGGUCGUCAGGGAAGAGACCGGUUCGCUCUCCAGCCCUUCGCCCUCGCCGCCUCCGUUGUCAUCGCUCCUUCAGGUCACCUCGUCAUCAUCGUCAUCUUCGUCUUCGUCUUCAUCAUCAGCUGCGCCUCCGCCUUCACCAAGAAAGGGACUGAAGAGGAUCUCGUACUCGGACUCGGAAUCAGACUGA
Acanthamoeba castellanii str. Neff is the source of this 1800-nucleotide messenger RNA. RefSeq names its product NADdependent deacetylase sirtuin, putative. Bases 1 to 1800 code for a protein of 599 amino acids. Gene Ontology annotation, molecular function: NAD+ binding. The transcript has 11 exons. The record is from RefSeq and is a predicted model, not a curated record. Lineage: Eukaryota; Discosea; Longamoebia; Acanthamoebidae.